Nicotiana tabacum (common tobacco) is the source of this 2315-nucleotide messenger RNA. The record is from RefSeq and is a predicted model, not a curated record. NCBI's taxonomy places the organism in Eukaryota, Viridiplantae, Streptophyta, Magnoliopsida, Solanales, Solanaceae.
GAGCAAAGGGAUGGGCUUAGCCCACGUUACCUCACAAAUUUGGAAGCUUCCCUUUAUCAACCAAACCAAAUACUAUCAAAAAAAAAAUCAAAACUUUAGUCAUUUCAGUCACCUCAUCCUAUCUUUCUCUGUAUAUAUUCCAACUUCUCAGGUCCACCUUAUACCCUCUUGCUUUUGAUUAUAAUACCUUAGUAUUAUACUCCAGUUUGUAUCAUAUCAAGAAUCGCUUUGAUCCCUCCUUCUUCUCUGUUUGUUCCCUUGCCCUUUCUUCAUCUGCAACUACAACUACAUAAACUGCACCAUAUUACACAGAUCUGUCACUUACCAAAUUAUGUCACUUGAAUGCUGAGUCACAUUUUCUGAGUUGGGGUUUGGUUUUUUCCUUGAAAAUAUACGAUGGGUGUUGAAUAUCAUGAGGAAUAUAUAAGGAAUUCAAGAGGUGUUCAGCUUUUUACUUGUAGAUGGUUGCCCUUUUCUUCUCCAAAGGCCCUUGUUUUCCUUUGCCACGGCUAUGGUAUGGAGUGCAGUGGAUUCAUGAGAGGCGUUGGGACAAAGCUUGCGAAUCAUGGAUAUGCGGUGUUUGGAAUAGAUUAUGAAGGCCAUGGACGGUCAAUGGGUUCCCGCUGUUAUAUCAAAAGGUUUGACAACAUUGUCAAUGACUGCAGUGACUUUUUCAAGUCCGUUUGUGCGCGGGAGGAGUACAGAGAGAAUACAAGGUUUUUGUAUGGGGAGUCGAUGGGUGGGGCCGUGGCUCUUUUAAUACACAAGAAGGAUCCUUCCUUUUGGCAUGGUGCUCUUCUGGUUGCACCUAUGUGUAAGGGACGGACCUUUUAGAAGUCAAAAGGAAAAUGAACCGGUUAUGGUGUUGCUAAUGUACAUUGCAAAAAUUCACCAGAUAUCUGAGAAAGUGAAGCCACAUCCAAUGGUUAUAAGCUUACUAACUAAAGUGGAAGAUGUCAUACCAAGAUGGAAGAUAGUACCUACAAAGGAUGUCAUUGAUUCGGCCUUCAAGGACCCUGUUAGAAGGGAAGAGGUGAGGUUUAUUGUCAAGUUCAUUGGUAGCUUCCAAGUAUAUAUUAACUAGUGAAUUUAUCCGCGCUUCGCGCGGUGAUUAAUAAAUUUACAAACAACUCUUUUUUUUAAUAUGCAAAUCUUAUCGAAAAGAAGUCUCUAACCAUACAAAAGGAAAAUAAUAAAAACAAAGCAAUUCGUUAUCAAACAGCGACACUAAUCAAUUUGCUUCUUGAAGUCGACAACACCAAUUAUCAACCUUCACCCGAGUGCUUGUUUCUUUUCACACUGAUAGAGUUUCACAUUCUACUAAGGAAAAAAAUUCAAAAAUACUUACAUUGAUCAAUUAAUGCAAAACAUACUAAAAAUAUGAAUACUUAUAGACAUUAAUACAUAUCAAUUCUAUAUUUUAACAAAUACUCAAUUGGAAGCGGAGAAUAACCAAAUAAUAAGGCAGAAAUCUACCAAAGUACUUAAAAAAAAGAACAUGAGCGGUUAGUAAACAUGUUCAAAACCUCAAAUAAGUAUUUUAAUUUUAUGGAAGUCUUAUGGACGAAAAAUUAUAGUAUCGUAUAAUUUUAUAAAAUAAAAAAGGUUUUUUAAAAUUUUGGAAAAAAUAGAUAGAUAGAGUUUUCGACCUAAAACUAUAAACAUAUAGGAUUUUUAAAUGUGUAUACAGGAAGUUACUAAAUAUUGUAGGGUUAAAGACUAACUCCAUAGAAUAAUUCUUUUUCUAAUGUCACUGUUUUUUCAUAUUGAGACAUCUUUCUCCUUCACAUUUUUUAUAUGUAAUUUCUCACUAUCGUUAGACACACUCCCAAUCUGGUAUGAAAUAUUUGUCAUGAGUAUUACAUGCACAAAUUCACUUUCCUUUGUCUUAACUUAAACAUAAUUAUGUGAAAGCAAAAAAGAUGAAACUGGUUGUGUGAUCGGCCAGAGAAGUUAAUAAGUUGUUGAAAAAAGAAUAAAAAGACAAAAGUACCAAUAAUUAGCUCAUAACUUCUUAUAAUUGAUUAACUAUUAUACAAAAAGUUUUUCUUCUUGAUACUUUAUUACAUUUUUAUUGAAUAUCAUAUAUAGCUAGUAAAUACAAAAUUACUCCAUAAUGACCAAAAGUCGUUUUCCUUUUGGAAGGAAUUAAUACACAGCAAGCAGCCAUUCUUUUGCACACAAAAUCUUGAUUUAUUGCAUCAUCCAGUGCACAACUGAAAAUUGAAUUUAAGAAUUAAAAAGGAUGGGAGAAUGAAACGUGAGAUUGAGCACAAAGAGUCAUUAAAAAGACCUAAAUACGUAAAUGAGAGGGG